Messenger RNA from Ogataea philodendri, 1728 nucleotides. RefSeq lists its product as uncharacterized. Gene Ontology annotation, molecular function: pseudouridine synthase activity; RNA binding. Lineage: Eukaryota; Fungi; Ascomycota; Pichiomycetes; Pichiales; Pichiaceae. Gene Ontology annotation, biological process: pseudouridine synthesis. The record is from RefSeq and is a predicted model, not a curated record. The transcript has a single exon. The coding region runs from base 1 to 1728 and encodes 575 amino acids.
AUGUUUUGGGCUCUAACAAAAAUGAGUUUUGAGCAUCCCAAUAAAGUCCGCAAAGUCGACCACAACGGGUUCCGAAUGCGUCAAGUGUACGUAGACGCGAGAAACCUGUCUGCAUACCAAAAAUUAGGUGGUGAUAAGAACGCUGAAAACCUAUCUGAUCUGCCUUUAAAUAAGACGAUCAGAGAGGAAGAGGACGAUGCACAAUAUAUUUUAGAAGGCCCUCUUCGAAGACUCAAACCUUACUAUUUCACAUACAUGACGCACUGUAAACAGCGAUGGAUGGACCAGAACAUUUUAAAGGUGUUUUCACACGAAUUUAGAUUGCAUCCGGAAAGUUACUACAGAAAUGCUUUGGAAAAAGGCAGAGUGACAGUAAAUGAAAAAGUUGCUAACCCCGAUACAAUUCUCAGGAACGGAGAUUUAAUUGCCCAUAGAAUGCAUCGUCACGAGCCGCCAGUCACUUCACGUCCGAUCAAAAUUGUCUACCAAGAUGACGAGCUCCUUGUCAUUGAUAAACCUUCUGGACUUCCAGUUCAUCCAACUGGCCGUUAUCGUCAUAAUACUGUGACUUUUAUUUUAGAAAAAGAACACGGUAUCAAGGCACACCCUUGUAAUAGACUUGACAGACUGACCAGUGGAUUGAUGUUUUUGGGAAAGACGGCCGCAGGCGCAGAGAAGAUGGUCAAACAAAUGAGAGAACGUGAGGUCUCUAAACAGUAUAUUGCUAAAGUUGUUGGAGAAUUUCCACCAGGGGUUGAUAUUGUCUGCGAAGAGCCACUCAGAACCGUUGAUCCAAGGAUUGCGUUCAACAUUGUUGAUCGCGAAAACGGUAAGGAAGCCAAGACAUCGUUCAAGCGUCUCUCGUUUGACGGAGAAACAAGUUUGGUGCUCUGCAAACCGUUCACGGGUAGAACUCACCAAAUCAGGGUCCACCUCCAAUUUCUCGGAUAUCCUAUAGUGAACGACCCUCUUUACUCGUCUCCAAAGAUCUGGGGUGACAACCUGGGUAAAAACGGUGACUUCGACAUCAUUGAGAAAAGCGAGAAACUGUCCAAGAUUGGAAAGACCGAACCUGCUACCAGUUGGUUGCACCAAAACGAUAACGGUGAGAUCCAAUCUACAGGCAACUUUUGCGACGACUGCGGUGGCCAGCUUUAUUCCGACCCGGGUCCCAACGAUCUAGACCUCUACUUACAUGCCUACAAAUAUAGCUCGUCGCUGGAUGACGGGUGGUCGUACCAAACAGAGCUUCCGGAUUGGGCGUUGGAGUCACAGAAGAAAUACAUGUCAUUGGCCCUCGAACAGGCCGAGAAGUGCCCUCCACUGGACACAGCGUUCUGCGUGGGGGCAGUGAUCACAUGCGGGGGAAAAGUUCUCGCAACCGGUCACACCAGAGAGCUUGAAGGUAACACACAUGCGGAACAAUGUGCGUUGGAGAAAUACUUCAAGCAGACCGGCUCGCGGACGUUGCCUGAGGGUAGCGAGAUCUACACUACGAUGGAGCCUUGUAGUGAAAGAUUAAGCGGGAAUGAACCGUGUGCGGAUCGAAUUUUGAAGCUGGCCGACAAGAUCACCACCUGUUUUGUUGGUGUGUUGGAGCCGGACGAUUUCGUUGCCAACAACGUGUCUCGAAGAAAGCUAGAAACAGCAGGCAUUUCGUACAUCCAGGUGCCAGGAUUUGAGGAGAAAAGUCUCGCUGUUGCGAAGAAGGGACACGAGGUGUCUUGA